Molecule: messenger RNA, 1530 nt
Organism: Acanthamoeba castellanii str. Neff
Lineage: Eukaryota; Discosea; Longamoebia; Acanthamoebidae
Exons: 3
Coding region: 1-1530 (509 amino acids)
Molecular function (GO): 2-oxoglutarate-dependent dioxygenase activity
Source: RefSeq, a predicted model, not a curated record
AUGACGUCACGCGGUUUCGCUCAGCUUGUAGAAGAAGAGCUCUUGAUCAGGCAAUCGGCUCCCAAAGUGGAGGAGGAACGACACCUCUAUCUCAAUCAAUGCCCCCUCUACCCGCCUCCAUCCUCUUCUGCAGCUCCUUCACUCUUGGAUGACAUACGCCUGCCUUCCUUUCUCCUGCCUUGUCUGCGCCCAUCAUCAUCCUCCACAUCAUCAUCAUGCACUACGUCGUCGAUUCCGUUUCCUUCGCCGGCCGAGGCGCCCUCACUGCUGCCGGCCCUGCAUUCGGCCAACCUGUGGGUGAGCGCGGGCGGCACGUCGUCCAACGUGCACUACGACUGCUUCCCCAACCUGCUGUGCGUCGUGCACGGCUCCAAGCGCGUCGCGCUCUGGCCGCCGGCCGCCACGCCGCACCUCCGCCCGCAUCCCGUCUACGGCAAAGCCACCAACCACUCCCGACUCAACGUGCACGAGGACGGCACGGUGGAAGGGGCCGAGUCGCUGCCGCGGCCCAUGGUCGCCGUUGUCCGCCCUGGCCAGAUGCUCUUCAUUCCUGAGGUUACCUCGCCAGCACCGAGGCAAGAUCAGACUGGCGGGGAGGUGGGUACGACGAUGGGCGCUCCAGCAGAAGAUGACUAUCCGCUCCGGCUGGUGGUCGCCGUCAACAUCUGGUGGAAGAGCGAGUUCGAUCUCCUGCUCGAGGCGAGCUCUCGUCGUCCGACGACGCAGAGUGAGAACGGUGACGACGACGAUGAUCUGGGGAUGGAGAUCUACUACGCGCGCCGGUUGAUGGAGAUCCUGACGCGAAAGGAGAUGCAGCGCAUGAUGAACGCAGCAAGCGACGACCUCGACGACGACCUCGACACCAAUAUUGGGUGGAAGUGGUGCAAGCGAAAGCGAGCAGGAGGAGAAGAAGAAGAAGAUAGACGCAAGAAAGCAAAGAAAGACGAAGACAGCAACGACGACGUUGUGGUGGACCACAAAGGUCAAGCCGAGGAGACUACGCGUGAGGAAGUGGCGCCCGGCACCGACACACUCGCGGAGCUUCUGCGCCGGCUGCCCGCGGCCGGUGCAGGCAGCGAUCCAGGCCGUCGGGCAGCGCUGGUGGGCGAGAUGGCCCGCUGGCUCCUCGACAGCGCGCAAUGCAGCGAUCAGGGCGCAGACAGCCAACAACAGCGACGGCGACGAGACCUGCGCGCGUGGCUGCGGGCGUGCGACGAGCCGAUGAUGAUGGACUGCCUCGAGGCCGCGAUGGACUCCUCCCCGCCGGCCCUGGCCGCUUUCCUCCGCUCCCUGUCGGUGGUCGACACCCGCCUCCUCCUCGAGCGCCUUCAACAAGACGACAGAAACAACAACAACAACAACAACGAUGAUGAUGACGACGACGUUGAGGGUACGCGCCGAGAGCGCUGGUGGCUCCGAUUUGUGGAGGUCAUGCGCCCGCACGGUUCGCUGGCCGAGCUACUGCGCAAGGAGCAGUCGCUGCACGAGUUGGCGUUCGGGCGUGCGAUCGCACACACCCUCGCCACUUAG